UCCUGAAACUGUUCAUGAUCCUUUUUCUUCAUUCAUUCUCCUAUAUAAACUCCUUGGCUCCUCUUCCCAUUACAGAAUCUCACAACAUUCAUAACCUUAAAACAAUCAAUCAUCAUCAACCUUAAACCAUGCUUAAUCCAAGUGAUCAUGAUCUUACAGGAAUUCAAUAUCUUGCAUCCCAAAACCCUAUUCAAUACUCCCCUAAUAAUCUUGAAUUCAUGCACCAAAUUACCAACUCGCCAACUUUCCAUUUCAACAGACUAUUAAACAACUUCUACAACAACCCUAAUUACCUCCAAGCACCUGUUCAGGACUUGACGGGGGCUCAGCAGUCUUCGAGCAACAAUUCAACUUCCGACGAAGCGGAGGAUACCCAAAUGAUCGGCAUAAUCGACGAGAGGAAGCAGAGAAGAAUGAUUUCUAACAGAGAGUCUGCUCGCAGGUCAAGAAUGAGAAAACAGAAGCAUCUCGAUGAGCUGUGGGCUCAAGUUGUUCGUCUUCGGAACGAAAAUCAUAAACUGAUGGAUAAACUGAAUCAUGUAUCUGAGUCUCAUGAUCUUGUUCUUCAGGAGAAUUCAAAGCUUAAAGAAGAGGCUUCUGAUCUUAGACAAAUGCUCACUGAUCUGCAAAUUGGUAGUCCGUUUACUGUCGGUGCUUUACGGGAUCUUGAAGAGGUGAUACCAUGCAACACAGCUCAUCUUAGAGCUGAAUCUACAAAUUUAUCGAUCUCUAGUUCAGUAGAUUUGCUUCUUUAAAUAUGGAAACGGAGAGAGAAUUAUGCUUUUUUUUUGUUGGAGCAAAAUAAGUAGUUUUUCUGUUCUUGGUUUUGUUGUAUUUGAUCAGAAAGAGACUGCUAUAAAUAACAGCUUUUCGUCAUUCGAAUAA
Molecule: messenger RNA, 885 nt
Organism: Mercurialis annua (annual mercury)
Lineage: Eukaryota; Viridiplantae; Streptophyta; Magnoliopsida; Malpighiales; Euphorbiaceae
Product: basic leucine zipper 43
Exons: 1
Coding region: 129-755 (208 amino acids)
Biological process (GO): regulation of DNA-templated transcription
Molecular function (GO): DNA-binding transcription factor activity
Source: RefSeq, a predicted model, not a curated record